GACGUGAACUUUCCGUGACAGUGUGCGGUAAGAGAUCAGGAGCAGCGGCCGGCGUUCGCUCGUCACUCGUCACCCCGAACACGAGCAGUUCCGAGUCGGCGAGCGGCCCGCUCUAUCGUGUUCUACCAAUGUUGGUACCAGUGAUCGGGACUCGACCUGGAACCAGGUCGCCUAUCCGUAUGAAUAUAUCAAAUAAACAAUCGGCAAUUAUAUAUUUGGCUCUGCGUGCAACAGGCAACUUAUCAGUGGAGUAGUUUUUGUGAUAUAUCCUGUUUGGAGAGAUAAACGUAUCGGCAAUAUAACUUGGCUGUGUGUGUGUGUGUAGUUGUUGGAUGACUCUGUCGUGAUUCUGUUCUCAUUUUGUGACAAAAAUAUUUGUCCUUUAAAACUUGUUAUAAAAGUAUGGUGGUAAUUCUUUAUGGAUGCUGAGGGUGGGCUAGUCUUGUGGAAGGGCGGGCUCUGGGAGAGCGACGCGCCUCCUAACAGCUGCAGCACCUGUAACAAACGGCGGUCUGACGACAUGAGUGGGAGACCUCAGGGUGAACUCAAGAAAUUAUCAGAGGAGAGUCUCACUCGGCAGCCUGAGGAAGUGUUUGACAUCAUCUGUAAACUUGGCGAAGGUUCCUAUGGCAGCGUUUACAAGGCGUUACACAAAGAGAGCGGGCAGGUGCUCGCCAUCAAGCAGGUGCCGGUGGACACCGACCUGCAGGAGAUCAUCAAGGAGAUAUCCAUCAUGCAGCAGUGUGACAGCCCGUACGUGGUCAAAUACUACGGGAGCUACUUUAAGAAUACAGAUCUAUGGAUCGUAAUGGAGUACUGCGGGGCUGGAUCAGUGUCCGACAUCAUGAGAUUGCGGAAGAAGACGCUGUCCGAGGAUGAGAUAGCGACGAUACUGUGUGACACGCUCAAGGGGCUGGAGUACUUGCACCGACGGAGAAAAAUACACAGAGACAUCAAGGCGGGCAACAUUCUGCUGAACACCGAGGGACACGCCAAACUGGCGGACUUUGGAGUUGCGGGGCAGUUGACGGACACAAUGGCCAAGCGUAACACAGUGAUAGGGACGCCGUUCUGGAUGGCUCCCGAGGUCAUCCAAGAGAUAGGCUACGACUGCGUGGCUGACAUCUGGUCGCUGGGUAUCACCGCACUGGAGAUGGCGGAAGGCAAGCCGCCCUACGGAGACAUACACCCCAUGAGGGCGAUAUUUAUGAUACCGACCAAACCACCGCCUUCCUUCAGAGAGCCGGAUAAAUGGUCACCAGAGUUCAUAGACUUCGUGAGCCAAUGUCUCAUUAAGACCCCUGAGGAGCGAGCGACUGCGGAGUUUCUAUUGACACACGACUUUAUUGGUAACGCCAAGCAGGCCACCAUACUGAGCACCAUGAUCGCGGAGGCGCGCGAGAUCCGCGAGAGUCAACACUUCCGCAUCGCCACGCGCAAUAAGACGUACGCACACUCGCACCCCGCACGCCCGAGUGGCGAGAGGGAGGUUGUAGAGGAGGGCGCGACGGAGGAGCUGGAAUGCGGCACCAUGAAGGCGGCGGGAGGCACGCUGGUGGCGGGCGAGGUAGCGGCCGGCCUGGCCACCAUGGUCAUCAACGAGACCGACAUGAACACCAUGCGGCGACAUGACACAGACCCAAUGGACACCAACAAACCAAAAUACCGUCCGUUAUUCCUAGAGCACUUCGAUAAGAAAGAAGUGAAUCACCUGAACAUAGGCGGAACACCCAACGGUACUCUCACCAAUAGAAACCGACGUGUCGACGAUGAGACAGAUCUGAGCGGCGAGGGUGGCGAAGGAGGUGACGGUGUGGCCCUGGGCGUGGGCGGCAGCGUGGGCGCCAUGAUUGAGGAGGGGAACUUCGAAUUCGUAAGUCAACUGCACAUCGUCCUACUGCUACCGCUCGACGCGACCGCUGACGACGCGCUCGACACGCGCGCCCCUGUCGUACCUUCCCGAGCGCGAGCUAGAGGCGCUCCAGAGCCGGCUGGAUGUGGAGAUGGAGGCCGAGAUAGAGCGACUGCACGCGCUCUACGACCGUAAGCGACGCCCCAUCCUCGACGCCAUCUCGCUCAAGCGCAAGCGGCAGCAGAACUUCUAGCGCGCGGCGGACCGCACCAUUGACGGUGUUAUUACAAACAAAUAAUGGACGUUAUUACAAAACAGUGUUUGGCUUGUGUUUGACUAAAACGUCGUUAAACACGACAUAAACUGAAGUGUACACGAACAAUUAAAAGAACAGAACGCAAUUUUUGUCAGCCGUCAUCUAUCUGUCAUCAUAUAAUCUAACAGCCGUUCCCAAUAUAAUACUACCUUCUACUGUCAGUAAUUAGCUGUCAAUAAUCUGAAGCUGUCGCAAUAUACCCGAUAAGUAUUCUUAUCGCCUUAUAUUGGGACGCGUAAAUUGCAAUUUCCAUACGUUGCUGUACGUCGUCCCAUUGACAGACCGCGUGCACAGAUAAGUUGAGUUACCGUCGAUAAGUUUAUUGGGACAGAAAAGUCAACGAUAGUUACGAUUUUUAUCUCAAGUAAGAGAUAGACUGAAUAUUGGGAACGGCCGUAAAUCUUCCUUGAAUAUAAUCAUUUGUUAGAAACACCUUAGACAAGGUUCGACUCUUGUUUAUAUAUAAGCAAUGUCAAAAGAUUGUUGAACGCUAAACAACAGACAGACACAGAUUUGUAAUAGAACUUUUUUAAAACAAGUGUUCAACACAUGUUUUACUUUUUUGUAAUAACACAUUAACAGUCUGUCAUUAAUGUAAUACUUUAUCAAAAAAAAAAAAAAUUAAAUGAAUUUCUAAUUAGACGUCCGCCUGGUGUGGACACCUCUACUAGUACAAAUGAAACUAAAUGUACAAUAUAUUUAUCUGAUAUAUUUUUUAAUUAAUACAGUAUUUUUCCAACUUCCCAUGAUUUAUUUUGCAAUAUUUAAAUGAAAUACGAUCAAUUUUGUUCAUUUGUAUCGCUAAUGCCUAAUGUAGUGUAUAAAAUAUAAUUAAUUAGAGGUGCUUGGCAAUGUGAAGGAAAAUGUCGAUGUUCGCGUUGAAACUAAAUUGGGCCAAAUUUUUGUAACGUUUUGUAGAAAAUGCAUUUAAAUGUCUCAAACCUGUGUGGAGGGUUAUCUCUUAGUAUUAGAAUAGGCUUUAAGUUGUUAUAAUGUAUACUUGUUUGAUAGACCUACUGAGACAUAUCUCCUAAAAUAUAUAAACUUUUGUAUACAGAUGUCCAUCAUGAAACGCAAAAGUGUUGGAAUAGAUUAUGUAUUAGAUAUAAUAAUAUGGCCUAGUUUUUCCAACUUGUUAAACUCGUGGUAACUUGCGUUAUAAAUUUUAAUUUUGAUAUAGUCACGCAAAUGUCCGCUAGGUGGCACUGUUUCCUGUAGUCAUAGAUAGUACUAUAACAGUUUGUUGUCAAGAUACUAACUAUAAGUAUAUCAUAUUAGAUUAAGGAUUGAUCUCCGCUGCGCUUCAACUAGAUACCCCCAAUUUAUAACAAUAGCUUUCUUAUUACGGCAACUUUAUAUCGUUGUGUGUAUUGGCUCUUUGUAAAGAUGCUUGUUCCGUGCCAUCUUGACACUCAAUGGCAUCUUUCAAAUUUUGUAACAUACGCUUCGUGUUAUUUUAAAUUGAAAUUAAUAAAAAACAAAAUACUCACUGAUGAUAUCUGAUCCCAGUGUCUUUCUUAUUUCCUGUAGUAUUCUUUUUACAAAGUUGUACUACGCAACCCGCCAUUUUACUUUCAAUUAUUAGCAAAGUUUAACAGAACAUGUGGCACGUCAAAGUAACACAUUUUUCGAGACUGGCUCGAGUACACUUUGGCGUAGUAUUAGUUGCCGCACUUUGCAACUACGCCUGCGGUAUCUAGUUUGAGCGCAGCGGAGACCAAUCCUGAAUCUAAGUACAUCAUAUUUUAAUGAUAUUGGCACAUAGUAGGUAUUUAAAAUGAAGUCCACGUGUUUGUUUGUCACAAUGUGUGCUGGUAUUAAUAUUAUUUCAAACAGCACCAUCUGGCGGCCCGCCGAGGAGACAUACAUACAUUCAGAAGUCUGAAGAAACUGAGACUUGUGCACUAUUCCACAUGAACUGCAAUUACAUUAAAGUUGUUAUUUAUUAUUUCCUUAGAUCUCAUUCGAAAUGUCGCAAUGUACCACAGGGUAGUGUCAGUUAUGAGACAUAACAUUAUGGAACCAUCUAUAAAAUGUUAUUCAACAUGGUUUAACCUCCAAACUGGAAAAGGCUAUCAAGAGCAAAACACCGCGACUUUCGUUAUUGGCAUUACUCUAUGAUACUUAGUAUAGAUUAUAUUAUUACCUAUUUCAAUUAAAAAUUAACUUCGUAGUGGGUUGUGAAAAUCAUGAAUUUAUGAGAGAAUUGCUAAUACAAAAUAUAUGACAUCGAGGUAUAUAUAUUCACUAUAAUGUUACUAAUACACAUUCACGUUACAAUAGCUUGAGAUAUAUAGGAAUUCAUAAAUACAUGUUGUGUAUUGUUUUGAUUAUUCAGUUAUGUGGUGUGAUAUUCAAGUCAGAGAUAUCAGAGUCAAAUCAUUAUGAAAACCAAACAGUCAGUACUUUCAGAACAUUUUAAUAGAGUAUUUCACUCCUCUUAAUUCUUAAUUACCUUAAAAGUCGGUCUAAAGAAAUAAUUAUUGGUGACAUAAUAUUUACUGUGGGGUAGCCACAUGUACGGCAUAUUUGCAUUUCAAGUUUAAUGAUAAAAACUGAUUGAAAUAACGUUUGAUUACCACAAUCAUUUUAAAUAUUUUAUGCACAGAUGAUUGUUUCCAUUUUCAAACCUAAACAAACUGAUUGAGUCAUUAAAAUAUAAUGUAUCUGUAUGUAAGGAGUCAGUAUUGACCUGAUGUUUAGGUAAACAUGACAAUCGGAUAAUUGUAUCACAUAUGACAACAUAUGAAGACAUAAGUGUAACAACAGUAAAUUGAAGACUUUAAUAACUCCGGUACAGUUUUUGUCAUUGACAAACAUCACCUUGACCAGGAUGUUUAUUGUUAGUGUACAAGUUAUUAUUGUUAGUUUGUAGGAUUAUACAUCUAGAAGUGCCAUUAAGUGUAGACUAUACACAGUAUUUUGAUAAAUUUGUAAUUUUUAGAAAAAUUUCAACUUCUUUCUGCUUAAUAGUUUCUCAAACACUAAUAGUAUUAAUGUUUCUAAUGACGUAUGUUCCCAUUUCUGUAAAAUAAAUAAUAAAAUAUAUAUUUUAGUACUUGCUUAGAGAUUGGCCUAAUAUUGAAUAUUUAUUUUAUAUACCUAAUAUUUACAGGGUAGGUGACACAUAUUCGGCAAUCACUGAUGUUUCAAUAGGGUUUGUUAUAUUUAAACUCAUUCAAUUAAUGUUCAUACAUGCUUACUUUUAUUUUAAAGCAAAUAACCUAUGUGCGAUAUAUUGUUAUUGAUUUAAGAUUUAAUUGGUAUCACUUUUUCAUAUGUAUUUACAGUUUAGCAAUUUUGAUUUCAAUAAAUACAAAUAAUUAUUAAUGAUUCCACAUCACUAUAGAUAAAUACGGAGUUAUUGUUUGUUAAGUAGUUUGCAUUGUAUGUUAAUUGUUAAAUAAACAAUUUGAAAUGUUUGAACAAGACAACUAUUUCCUUUGGAAUCAUCUGCAAACAGUUGUCUUCUUCAUUUGACCUGGUUGACAUUGAUGUAUGCGCGUGUGGAUGGAGCAUUGUCACUGCCCACUGGACCACUCAUAGAAAUAUUUCAAUUUAAAAAUAAUUGGACUUUUUAAAGAUAAGCUGGAAAUCGCGCAUGUAAUAAACGUGACAAAUACUACAUAAGUAUUGCAUAUUUUUAAAUUAAUAUGCUCCAUACAUAAGUAACACUUUGUAUUGUGUGGUGUUGCCCUUAUUGUAUGUAUGUGGUGAGUGAGCCACGUGGCCAGACUCCGUCCACUUCGCACCUGUGUGGGUUCAGAUAUUAUAAUGUUGCACAUCUCCGUAGCUUGUUGCAGUGUUGGAUAGAUAUGCAGUAUAUUUUUGGACAAUCAACUCACUUAAUAAAGAGAAAUUAUUGAAAAGAAAAA
Messenger RNA from Leptidea sinapis, 6043 nucleotides. It is a transcript of the gene hpo, whose product is annotated as serine/threonine-protein kinase 4. Lineage: Eukaryota; Metazoa; Arthropoda; Insecta; Lepidoptera; Pieridae. Gene Ontology annotation, molecular function: ATP binding; protein serine/threonine kinase activity. Bases 419 to 2047 code for a protein of 542 amino acids. Gene Ontology annotation, cellular component: cytoplasm. The transcript has 11 exons. The record is from RefSeq and is a predicted model, not a curated record. Gene Ontology annotation, biological process: regulation of MAPK cascade; protein phosphorylation; intracellular signal transduction.